Molecule: messenger RNA, 1123 nt
Organism: Daldinia vernicosa
Lineage: Eukaryota; Fungi; Ascomycota; Sordariomycetes; Xylariales; Hypoxylaceae
Product: cytochrome b5
Exons: 2
Coding region: 292-1110 (272 amino acids)
Cellular component (GO): endomembrane system; membrane
Source: RefSeq, a predicted model, not a curated record
CAAUUCCCAACCUGCGGAGCCUCGAGCUUCCGGCGGGAGAGUUCGAGUUGGAACAAUUCCAAAUGUACCUAAUAGUUAAUGUAUGUAUACGAGUUAUACGAGCCAACUUCGCACGAGGCCACAUUGCGCUACCUGCUCUUAUGUAUUAUCCAUUUUUUACAUUUUUUAAUCUAAUGUAAAAACAGUCCUCGUAAUAACUACUUCUCCUGAACUUCUCCGAACUUCUGCAAAAAAAUAUAGACGUGAAGAAGAGCUGCUGCUGUUACAUACUGCUGCCGAAAGUAUCUCGCCAUGGCAGAGAUCCGUCAGCGCAAGGGCAAAGGCCCCGCGAGGGACGACGUUCGAACUGCUAUCGUCGAAGAGCUCGACACCUCGGAAUCGGACACGUCUGCGCCCGCGCCCGCGCCCAAGCCCAAGCGUAAAACCAAGGACCUCGUCGACGACGACGAAGAGUAUAGCCCGUGGCUGGACGUCCUGCGCGUGCUCUCGUUCCUAUUCGUCGCGUCCUGCGGCCUCAGCUACCUCGUCUCGGGCGGCGAGUCCUUCUUCUGGAGCAUGCGGGCGCCGCCCAAGUACAUGCAGCUCGACUGGUGGAAGAGCCAACUGCGCGGCCCGAUAUACCUAACCCCCGCCGAACUCGCGCAAUACGACGGCACCGACGAGUCCAAGCCCAUCUACCUCGCCAUCAACGGCAGCAUCUUCGACGUAUCGAGCAACCGCCGGACCUACGGCCCGGGCGGCUCGUACCGAUUCUUCGCAGGCGCCGACUCGGCGCGGUCCUACGUGACGGGGUGUUUCGCCGAGGACCGGACGCCCGACAUGCGGGGCGUCGAAGACAUGUUCCUACCGCUCGACGACCCGGCCGUAGACGCGCACUUUGCGCCGGAAGAGCUCGCCGCGCUCAAGAAGAAGGAGCUCGAGGAGGCGAGGCAGAAAGUCCACGAGGGACUGCUGCAUUGGGUCCGUUUCUUCGAAAAUAGCCCCAAGUACCCCAAGGUCGGAUACGUCAAGAAGGACAAGAAUUGGUUAGACAAGGAGCCGAGGAAGAAGCUGUGCGAUGCGGCGGCGAAGGGUAGGAAGCCGAGGAAAAUCCCUGGCUCUGAAGAUUAAUAGCAUUUUGUUU